Molecule: messenger RNA, 1722 nt
Organism: Stereum hirsutum FP-91666 SS1
Lineage: Eukaryota; Fungi; Basidiomycota; Agaricomycetes; Russulales; Stereaceae
Exons: 7
Coding region: 44-1516 (490 amino acids)
Source: RefSeq, a predicted model, not a curated record
UCUGACGAUCACUCUCGGACUCUUGUAUUGCCACAAACUGAGGAUGUCUUGGGCAAACGAUAAUUCAGAGCUUACACGCAAAUGGGAACGCUUGGUAGAAUCAGACCCAUCGCGAGUGAUCGGUAUAUUCGACAACGGCCUUUACGAACCCCUUAGUCGAAACCGUUGGGGAGACACGCGUAGAGAUAUACGUCCUGCUAGUGUCGCCUUAGAGAAGAAAAUCAACGCUGUCAGCUCCAGCUCUUUCCUGCGUGGAUUGCUGGAAGCUGGGCUCGUUCAGAAACUAUGCGACUGUAUUUCGGGGCGCUGCAUCACACUGGAAAGGCGGGAAGUAUUUUACUCUGAAUCUAACAACGAACCCGUGAUGCAUUCACCGUAUCUUGUUCCAAUGCGAAUGCUCUUCCUCGUAGCGAGAUUCCUUCAAUUUCCGCCGAGUGCAGCCGAUGGACUUGUUCUGGACACAUUGCGUACACAAUGGCCCUCCAUGAUGCAAAGGAUAUGGGCUGACCCGUCAACUACUGGAUACCCGGACGAUCAAAUGUCACUCGAGAGGUGUAUGGUCCAGAUGACAGCACAAAAGGUUGUGGAAUCCGACCCAGAUUUCGUUCAGAUCCUACAUGAAGACGAGGACCUAACACUUCGCAUCAUUACCCGACAGUGGAUCCAUUCCACAAAGGCCACAGAUAACUCUGUUCUAUGCAUAUAUAUUCGCUCACUCUUCUUUGGGCAAUCGACGAUCUACGAUGAUACCGACAUUUCCCUCGCACAGCGAGUUCUUCAAGACGUAUGGGAAGGCUCUGGAAAAUCAUACCGCAUAUUUUUCACGAAGAUCGUAUGGUCUAUAGAACGGUUCUCGAUGGAUGAUGCCAAGGAAUACAUCUUCCUGCUCAGCUUGCUUUACAAUCUGUCCGCUACCCUCAAGUCUUCCGCCGCAUUCAGCGACCCAGACUUCGCGCGUACCUUGUUCAAGACGACCGCAAUCUGGGAAUGCCUAUUUCGUCUUCUCUCAAGGACCGCUCACGACUCUCGAGCGGCCCAUACCGCCGAGAGUAAACAGCUCUACAGGUCGGUCAUCGACCUCUUCGCACUUUGUGUAGUUCACACUUGGGCGGAACCAGCGGAUGCCGCAAGCUUUCUGAAAGUAGUCGUUCAAGCGGGUAUGUUCAAUACCUUCGACGAAGUUCUUCCCCUACUCGUCUCAGAAUCGGACCUAUCCCAGUCGAUCUCCUUCGCGCUCUUGCACAUUGUCAGGUUAACCCGCACCCGGCCAUCUAUCCUCCGCUUCCUGCGCCAAGAACUCCCCCGCCCAAUAUCAGUUCGUGCCAUCCUCGACUCAUCCUUCACAGGCAUAGGAAAACCGCACCCGCCUCGCUACCUACCCAAUUUAGAACAGUUGAUUUCUAUCGGAGAUGCCUCUAUGGACCAACUUGCUCAUAUUCGGUCAUGGGCCCUUUGGGACAUGCUCGAGUUGCCAGGUUCACGGCGAGUGUAUGAGACGCGGAUGCACGAGACGUAGACGGUAUGUUUGUAAAGCGUGUGGGAGAACGGAGUAUUGUGGGUCUGACUGUCAGAGAAGAGAUUGGCAGGAGCAUCGGUUGGUGUGCGGAUUUGCUGUGAUCACCCAUGACCCACCGGGCGUCUCGAAUCUGACUGGCAAUCCUCUGGAGUUGAAACUUCCCUAUCGAUUCCAGGCGUAAUAUGAUGACAAAGUUUUAUCCAAGC